AUGACGUCCUGGCUCCCCUCCUUCCUCUCGGGCGGACCAGCCCAGCCGGCACGAGUGCCCACGGACAAGGUGGUGCCCGUGGGCUACUUUGACGACACAAUCAUCUUCCGGACGUACACAAUCUACGUCAUGCUCGUGUACGACGAGGUUCUCGACGUGGACCAGCUGCACAGCGGGAUGACGAGGCUUGUCUCAGAGCGCAAAGGGUGGGACAAGCUGGGGGCGAGGUUCCGGAGGAGUGCCGACGGGAAAUCCUUGGAACACCACAUCCCCACGACAUUCUCGGCUUCCAGGCGAGCGGUAGACUUCACCUCGGCCGACCACAGUGACACCAAGAUUGACGACCACCCGGUGGCCAGCAAGCUGCCGCGCCCAUCCCCCUCGGCGUCGACACCGUCGGUCAUCUGCGACCCGGACGACUUCAAGAGCCUCAUCUACGCGCCGGGGGUUCCGAUCUGGGCGAGCGACUACCUGUACUCGGACCGGCCGCAGUUCGGCCUGCGCGUCGUCUCGUUCCGGGACUCGACGGUCGUGGUCGUGCACUGGCUGCACGUCGCCAUGGACAGCAUCGGGCUCGGCAGCGUGCUGCGGGCGUGGAGGCUCAUGCUCGAAGGGCGGGAGGACGAGAUCCCCGAGCCCUUACCCGCCGACGAGUACCCGCUGGCUGAGUACGGCCUGGCGCCCAAGGAGAAGCACCUGCUCGAGGACGUGCACCUCAAGAUGUCGGGCGUGCUGGCGUGGGUGGCGCGCAACCUCUGGAUGCUGGCGGUCACGCCCAAGGAGUGCGGGAUGUUGUGCAUCCCGGCCAAGUUCUGGAAGAAGCUGCGCGAGCAGGCGCUCGCCGACCUGGCCAAGAGUGGCGGUGGGGAUGGGGGUUGGGUAUCGGAGGGCGAUGUGCUGCUCGCGUGGUUCAGCCGGCUCGCGCUCGCGCACUACGACAAGGACAGCGCGGCGGCCCUGGCACCUGUCAACAUCCAGCAGGUCGUCGAGGUCCGGGGCCGCAUGCCCGAGCGGUUCCCGCCGAACCGGCCGUACCUGGGCAAUGCGAUAGCGUUCAUGAUCCAGCUCAUGCCGAUCCGGGACGCCCUCACCACACCCAUCAGCCAGGUCGCCGGGGCGAUCCGGAAGGCCUUGGUGACGCAGUCGACGCCCGAGCAGUGCGAGGCGUAUGGAGCCCUGGUGAGGCAGGACCCGGUGAACCGCGCCCCGCCGUUCUUUGGGGAGAGCAGGAUGCACUUGCUCUUGUACACCAACUGGUGCAAGGCGAAGCUGUACGACACGGACCUUGGGGCUGCUGUCAAGGGCGGUGACGGCAGCAGUAGUGGCAAGAAAAAGGCCGCUCCGCCAAGAUACAUCCAGACGAACCAAGGUCCUUACGACUUCCCAGACGGCAUCUUUGUCGUAGGCAAGGACGCACACGAGAACUACUGGAUAAGCGCGUACCGCCCCAAGGGGCUUUGGGGUGUGGUGGCGAAGGUGAUUCGCGAGGAGUGGAGUAGUGAGUAG
Molecule: messenger RNA, 1506 nt
Organism: Microdochium trichocladiopsis
Lineage: Eukaryota; Fungi; Ascomycota; Sordariomycetes; Xylariales; Microdochiaceae
Exons: 2
Coding region: 1-1506 (501 amino acids)
Source: RefSeq, a predicted model, not a curated record